This is a messenger RNA of Coccidioides immitis RS, 1747 nucleotides long. Its product is annotated as oxidoreductase. Gene Ontology annotation, molecular function: methylmalonyl-CoA epimerase activity. Gene Ontology annotation, cellular component: mitochondrion. The transcript has 2 exons. Lineage: Eukaryota; Fungi; Ascomycota; Eurotiomycetes; Onygenales; Onygenaceae. The coding region runs from base 422 to 1453 and encodes 343 amino acids. The record is from RefSeq and is a predicted model, not a curated record. Gene Ontology annotation, biological process: L-methylmalonyl-CoA metabolic process.
CUUAGUCAACUGAGCUGCUUCACGCUGUUUAGCUAACGUAGCAAAAGAAAGUCGCAUGCGAAAGAAAAGAAACGAACAUGCCUAAUUACAUAUAUCUCCAACUUAAUAACGACGAAAUAUACCCUGCGGGGCAAGCACAUCUCAAUCCAGAUAUGCCUCUUCAAUCGAUGAACCAUUGAGAAUCUCGGCACCAUGAUUCCGAUGCGUCCCGGCCCCCACACAGUUACCCCAACGCUGUAACAAUCCACCAAUCCCCGCAUAUGGAACGGGUAACACGGACUAGCAUAGCAAGCUGAAGGAGGGGCUGAGAACAUUCAGCUCUGAGAUUGAUAUACUCGUCACUCAGUCGAUAUCUCUCGCCCUACCCCUUUUCACUCCCAGUGACAUCUCACCAACUCGUCAAAGGAACAAAAGAGCAACGAUGUCGAAAAUAACCCCUGGGCGCAUCCCACUCCCUGUGGUAAACAACCCAGAGAAGAUACAGCUCAACCGCCUCAGUCAUGUUUACCACUUGCACCCUGACAUCGACAAAUUCGAAGCUUUCGCAAAGGAUUUCGGAUUCGUCGAGGCUUCGCGCGACAGAGAUACUGUCUACUACCGUGGCUACGGCAGAGAUAUGUGCGCGUACGUCGCGAACAAAAGCCACGAUGGAGAACGGCACUUUGACGGUGCUGCGUUCAUCGCGGAGACGAAGGAGGACCUUAUCAAGGCAUCGAAAUUAGAGGGGGCAACUCCUAUCGCCCCUUACACCGGCCCUGGCGGUGGAGAGAUCGUCACGAUCCAGUCGCCAUCAGAGACGAAGAUUCAUGUGCUUUGGGGAGUGGAGGAGCGUCCGGCGCCGAAGCAGGCAGCGACCGCGACGGAGGUGCACAAAGGCGCUUAUAAUACCGCGCUGCAGAAGUUCAGAAAGGGCGAAUUCCAACGCUUCAAACUUGGUCCUGCCAUGAUCCAUAAACUCGGGCAUGUCGGCUAUAUAACUUCCAUGUUCGACGAAGAUGUCGCAUUCUACACUCAAAAUUUCAACUUUGUCCCCUCGGACGUUCUCUGGGAGGAGGUCAACGGCCAGGAAAUCGACGCCUUGACGUUCAUGCACCUGGACCGUGGCAAGGAGUACACGGACCACCACACUCUCUUCCUCUCCCGCGCGCCACCGGAAUUCCAAGGCAAGCAUAGGAUGCACCACUGCUCGUUUGAAGUGGAAGACUUUGAUACGCAGUUGCUAGGCCAUGAGUACCUGUUGAGCAAGAAGUGGACACCGAUUUGGGGUGUUGGGCGACACAUUUUGGGUUCUCAGAUUUUUGAUUAUUGGAAGGAUCCGAGUGGUUUUGCGAUUGAGCAUUAUGCUGACGGUGAUCUUGUGAAUGUGGAUAAUAAGACGGGGCGGGAGAAGAGCGAAGGGGCUGCAUCGAUGUACAUUUGGGGACCUGUAAGACCAGAGGCCGGCGUUGCGUAAUUGUGAGGCCCACUGUCCUUCUGUCCGCAAUAAUAUGCACUAAUUCUCAAUCUGGCUUCCUCUUUCCCAUUUUUCCGCUUUGUAAGGAUCCCCAUCUCCAUAUUGGACCAGGAAGUAGAUAUGAUCCCUCGCAUCAUGGGGUUUUGUCGUCUAUGGUCUUUCGCGGAGCCUUGCAUCCGAGUGUCUUGGCGCGGGAAGUUAGCAGCCGAGCUUCGUGGCUUUCCGCAUUUGGGACAGUGAUAGCACAUUAUUUUAGUGGAUCUCGGACAUUUACUCAGUGGCUUGGUAUUUUGA